Suillus clintonianus is the source of this 1005-nucleotide messenger RNA. RefSeq names its product isoprenoid synthase domain-containing protein. The coding region runs from base 1 to 1005 and encodes 334 amino acids. The record is from RefSeq and is a predicted model, not a curated record. Gene Ontology annotation, biological process: isoprenoid biosynthetic process. The transcript has 6 exons. Gene Ontology annotation, molecular function: prenyltransferase activity. NCBI's taxonomy places the organism in Eukaryota, Fungi, Basidiomycota, Agaricomycetes, Boletales, Suillaceae.
AUGUCGUCCUCCCAGCUUCCUCUGCUCAAUUUUCUCUCGUCUACACCAGACUCACAAUGGUCGCAGGCGAAUGAAUCGCUUAUAUUGGAACCAUUUACAUAUAUCGCCUCCAAUCCUGGCAAGGGGGUCCGCACACUUCUCCUUGAGGCUCUCAACAUCUGGCUUGCAGUCCCGAGCGACCAGCUUAAGAUCAUACACCACAUCGUUCAAAUGCUGCAUAAUGCAAGCUUGAUGAUCGAUGACAUAGAAGAUGAUGCGCAUCUGCGGAGGGGACGGCCUGCGACGCACAAAAUAUACGGCAUCCCGCAAACCAUUAAUACUGCCAAUUACAUAUAUUUCUUGGCGUAUAAGGAGCUCGCGAAGUUGAGAAGACAGUGUGAAGAUGGGGAGGAGGCGAGGUUGGUAGACCUUAGGGAUUUAGAUUCGAUAGUUACGGAGGAGCUUUUGAACUUACACCGUGGGCAGGGGUUGGAGAUCUUGUGGCGGGAUUUGUUGCAGUGCCCAACGAUGGAAGAGUAUACUUCCAUGGUCAACAACAAAACUGGCGGUGGUUUUAGGAUGCCUGUCAAGUUGAUGAUGGCACUCGCAACGAAGAAUCUCGACAUCGAUUUUGUCCCUCUGACGAAUAUCAUUGGGGUGUACUUCCAGAUUCGGGAUGAUUACAUGAACUUGCAAAGUGCAGAGACAAAAGAACUAAAAGGUGUUAUCCAGUACAGUGACAAUAAGGGCUUUGCAGAAGACCUCACAGAAGGCAAAUUCUCCUUCCCAAUUGUCCACGGAGUUCGUGCGGAUGACGGAAACAACAUUGUGACGAGCGUGCUACAAAAACGUCCUACCACACCAACUUUGAAGCACCAUGUCAUUGACUACCUGCGGACGAAGACAAAGUCAUUUGAUUACACGCUCACGGUGAUCCGAAGCUUGGAGCAGCAGGCCCGGGAGGAGGUUGCGCGGCUUGGCGGGAAUCCCCAGCUUGAGAUGAUCCUUGAUAUCCUCCAUGUGUAA